Molecule: messenger RNA, 1359 nt
Organism: Eruca vesicaria subsp. sativa (arugula)
Lineage: Eukaryota; Viridiplantae; Streptophyta; Magnoliopsida; Brassicales; Brassicaceae
Source: the annotation of a GenBank genome assembly
CUUUUUAUCUCUCAAGAAUUAUUCUGAAACAUCUGUUUCUCAUUGUCCGCUUGGUAAUAUAAUAGUUUUAAGGUUGUUCUCUGUGAAUCAACCGAUGUCUGCUUCAUGUGCUCUAACACCGUCUGUUAGAACAGAACUAUUAUCUAAAAGAUCCACCUUUCCUGCUCAAACUCGCCGACCAAGGAACAAAUGUGAAAUCAGCAGAAGGGACUUUGCAGUGAGAGGAGGGAUUGUUGCUUCUGGAGUUUCAGUCAUGGGUUCUCCUCCUUCACCAUCAGCUGCUUCUCAGCCUCUUCAAGGUGGUGAGAGGUUAGCUUUUAAGCCAGAAGGAUAUAACUUUUGGGAAUGGAGAGGUCACAAGAUUCAUUAUGUUGUUCAAGGAGAAGGCUUGCCUCUUGUUCUUAUUCAUGGCUUUGGUGCUUCUGUCUUUCAUUGGAGGUAUAACAUUCCUGAAUUGGCUAAGAAGUACAAGGUGUACGCCUUGGACUUACUCGGUUUUGGAUGGAGUGACAAAGCUCUCAUAGAAUAUGAUGCCAUGGUUUGGACUGAUCAAGUUAUUGACUUCAUCAAAGAGAUAGUCAAAGAGCCAACCGUUGUGGUUGGAAACAGUCUCGGGGGGUUCACUGCUUUGUCAGUUGCCGUGGGAUUACCAGAGCAAGUCACAGGAGUUGCACUUCUAAACUCUGCAGGACAGUUUGCAUCCGAGAGUAGAAAGACAGAGGAAGUUGAAGAAACCGUGAUAACCAAGUUUAUAGUUAAGCCACUCAAAGAGGUUUUUCAACGUGUGGUUCUUGGGUUCUUGUUCUGGCAAGCCAAGCAACCUUCUCGCAUUGAAUCUGUCUUAAAGAGUGUGUACAUAAACGCUGCUAAUGUUGAUGACUACCUCGUUGAAUCCAUUUCAAAACCUGCAACAGACCCAAAUGCUGGAGAAGUUUACUACAGAUUGAUGACAAGGUUCUUAACGAACCAGAGUAGAUACACUUUAGAUAGUGUUCUAAGUAAGAUGACUUGCCCGCUACUGUUGGUUUGGGGUGAUCUUGACCCUUGGGUUGGUCCUGCUAAAGCCGAGAAGAUCAAAGCGUUUUACUCAAACUCAUCGUUGGUGCAUUUACAAGCAGGGCAUUGCCCUCAUGAUGAAGUCCCUGAAGCUGUAAACAUAGCUUUGUUGGAUUGGUUGUCUAAUGUAGUUUCAAAGCCAUCAUCCCCUGAAGUCUCAGAGGUGUAAAGACUCUUUUUGCUGAGGAAGUGUAUAGUUUGUAAAUACUUUGUUACCAAUACUUCUUGGAUUAUAUAAUUUAAUAUGAUCAGGAUUCUGAUUUUAGAUCAAAGAUUUAAACAAUAUAUUUUUCUUGAAUCAUC